AUGUACGAUCCGUCCUCUAGUGCUAAUAUCAAUGAAGCAACAGUGGAACAUAUAUCACUAGAUUGGGUGGUGGAUUUUCAAAAUCGACGGAUAGCGGGAAGUGCAGUCCUUUCGCUAAGCAUCAUCAAACCAACUAACAAAAUCGUACGUUUCGUAUGCACUCAGAUAGUUAUUGUGUUCUGUUGGCUAUCUGCGCAUAAUUACAAAAUUGUUUUGGGUGUAAUCGCUAAUUUCCUUCAGGAGCUUACAUUCAUCUACCGCACAGGCAAGCAGUGUACAGCGCUUCAGUUCCUGGAAGCUGAGCAAACAGCCACAAAGAAAAGGCCCUAUCUGUUCAGUCAAUGUCAGGCUAUCCAUGCUCGCUCAAUAAUACCUUGCAUGGAUACACCAUCAGUCAAGCAGACCUAUGAUGCUGUGGUGGCAGUACCGAAUGAUCUGGUGUGUCUGAUGAGUGCGAUUGCUACAGGACAGCCACAGGAAGUUGGAGAAUUGAGGAAAUUCGCAUUCAAGCAACCAGUCCGGAUUCCUUCGUACCUCGUGGCCAUUGUCGUGGGCCUAAUGGAGAAGCGUGAUUUAAGCGCACGAUCAUCGAUUUGGGCCGAGCCACCUGUUGUCGACAAAGCAUUUUAUGAAUUCGGCGAAACGGAAAAAAUGUUACGAGCUGCGGAAUCCUUAGCCGGCAAGUAUGAGUGGGGAAGAUACGAUUUGGUAGUGCUUCCACCGUCGUUCCCGUUCGGUGGUAUGGAAAAUCCAUGUUUAACAUUC
Messenger RNA from Gongylonema pulchrum, 765 nucleotides. The record is from the annotation of a GenBank genome assembly. Lineage: Eukaryota; Metazoa; Nematoda; Chromadorea; Rhabditida; Gongylonematidae.